AUGCAGAAGAUGCUUGAGGAAAAGAAAGGAAAGUUCGAGAUGAUCACCUUGGGUGUUGAGCUGGCUGCUGCGCUCGUCGGCAUGAUCCCUUGGGGCAGCUACGCGCAGCCCGGCUCGAAGGGCGCAGAGGAAGCCCAGCAGGAAAUCGAACAGGAAGAGGAGGAAGUCGUAGAGCAAGAAGUUGAGCAACAAGUUGAGCGGGAGAUGAGCGGAUCCUUUGGUCAGGGCUGGGACUUUGAGGGGUUUGAGGACAUCUUCAGCAUCAAACAAAUAUUGAAGGAUGCGCUAAAGAGCGCAUUUGCCCCUAUCGGGAGGGGCUUUGCUGCUGUGGGUAGGGGCAUUUCUGCCGUGGGCCGUGCAGCGGGCAGUGCGGCAAACAAUUUCAUCAGUAGCACAGCGCGGAAUAUUGGAGAGAGUCCUUGGGAGACCUUGUUCGAUUACAAUACCUUCGACGCUGCUGAAAACAGCAUAAAAAUCGCCAGUGCCCUGUCUAAAACUCAGCCUCUGAAGCCUCCAAGUGCUCAAACUCUGAAGAACAUGAGCAAAGAAGUCGUGAAACAGACUGUCCCAAAAUUGUCAGGAGUUUACGGGACAGAUCUGCAGACAUUGGCUGAUGCUUCUUGGAAAGACUGUCUUCCCUUGCAGUAUGGUCUCUCCAAGGUGAUGUGUGACCUGUUUUGCAUUGAUGAUGCUGUGCGCUCCGGGACAACUGCGGUGUUGAACAGCUUACAAGAGUCGCAUGACGUGCUGAUGAACAACAUCAAAAGAUUGCUGCAAUCACAGACCAACAGUUUGCUGUGGGCCAUUGGAACCAAGCUCAAUCCAUCCGACUUGGUCGAAACUAAUGAGACACUCUCCUUGCCGGAUUUGAUGCAGGAGCUGAGAGAUUUUCCAAGCUCUGGCGACGAUCUCGUGUUGGAUCGAGAGGUUUUGGCUUGGCACCAAGCGACUGGAGAUGAGCUGAUGUCCCGAAUCACUGCCGCAUCCAUCCUCAAUGCUUCGACAGACCAUUGGCCCCACCGGGUGAAAUCGAUGAAGGCGAUGCUACACCACUACCACCAGAGCUUAAGCGAACGCCUUCGACAGAACCGGCUGACCUCCUCUGUGGCCCAAAGACAAGCUAAAGGAAAGUUGAAAGUCUUGAGUAGCCGAGCCUCAGCCCAUCGUGAGCUUGCCCGGGGUUUGCACGAACUUUUGAGUCCGGGACAGAGCAUGGGCCAUGCAAGCAGCUUAAAGGCUUUGCCACUUGAGGUCUCGCAAGCCGAGCUCGCAGCGACCUUGGAACCACUCAUGGAGUCCUUCCUCCAUGCCCAUGAAAAGCACAAUGCCUUCACUAUGCUUCACCUGAAGGCCCUUGACCAGACUGACUACGCUGUGAACUUGGCCCACAACUUCUCUCAGUGUGCAGGCGCCGACGCUGCCGCUUUGCGCGAGGUGUGGCAACGUGCCAUGCGCGCAGAGGAACGGACCAGCGAGGCCUUGUUGGAAGCCUGGUCGGCCACGCUCGCCGCAUCCGAACGCUUGGAGGUGGCCGCGAAGGACGAAAGCCUCUUUCAGCGCUUCGCUGCGCUCGAUUUUCGAAGCAAACGCCACAAGCCCCAUGCUGGCGCUGAUUGUACCAACCGCGCCGCGUUGGCGCAACAGCUCUACGGCCACGCCGUGGCCGCAGUAGUCCACGCCUUACAACCUUUGGUCAUCCAGAUCAAUAUCCUCAAGGUCGUGGCAACCUACCAGGAGCAGCAGCUCCAGCAUCGGAAGUUGGAAUAUAUUUCGUUGGACACUCCCAGCGUGCAAUCUGAGCUGCAAGCAUUUGUGGCCGCCAUUUCUGAUCCUUCCAGCGGCAUAGGUUGGGAUCUUGGGCAGCGCGCUUUGGAAUUUCACGAUUGUCCUGGUGUAGAGUUCUUCAUGGAGGACUUCUCGCUCCAAAGAGAGCCAGUGAAGGCGUUUUUGUUGCUCUGA
Durusdinium trenchii is the source of this 1959-nucleotide messenger RNA. Lineage: Eukaryota; Dinophyceae; Suessiales; Symbiodiniaceae. The record is from the annotation of a GenBank genome assembly.